Messenger RNA from Trifolium pratense (red clover), 2625 nucleotides. RefSeq names its product receptor-like cytosolic serine/threonine-protein kinase RBK1. Gene Ontology annotation, molecular function: ATP binding; protein kinase activity. The record is from RefSeq and is a predicted model, not a curated record. Gene Ontology annotation, biological process: protein phosphorylation. The coding region runs from base 863 to 2410 and encodes 515 amino acids. NCBI's taxonomy places the organism in Eukaryota, Viridiplantae, Streptophyta, Magnoliopsida, Fabales, Fabaceae. The transcript is spliced from 7 exons.
ACAUUUUUUAGAGUAGUUAAAGAACCUACAACUAAUGCAUAUAGUUUCUAACUCAACGCAAUCAAUUAAAAGAUUAAAUAAAAAAGUUACUAUUAAGAGUUUUCAGCUGAUGUACAACUAAAUUUCAAGUUCCACAACAAUGACUAGAAAAAAUCUAAUCCUCAAAAGUGAUAGAACAUAAAUAAAUAACUAAAAAAGAAAAUGAGGAAACAAAACAAAAACAAUAGGUAGAGAAACGACUUGUAAGAAAAUUUUCUUCUUUUUUUCACUAAUUAAAUAAGAAUAUAUUUUUUUUCAAUAGAUAUAAAUAUAGUUAAGAUUCCAGUAUAAAAAAAAUAAAUAUAGUUAAGAUUCCAUUCACCUUGAGGUGGUUUUCCCAUGCACUUCUCCUCCUCUUCCUAAGAAUAACCAAUAACCAACUUUCAAAGAUAUACCAAUUUUGUACCAAACCAUUCUGUUUCAUCCCCUAUGCUAACUCCCAAUCUCAAUUCUCCUCCUUCCUUCUCUAACUCUCUUGUUUCAUUCCCACACCCUCAAAUUAUGUGAAAGGAAUAAUUUUCAUCUUAAUAAUAAAUGACAUUAUAAGGUUGAAAAAAUAUUCUUUCACAUUUUUUUCUUUUUUGCGUGGGAAUGAACAUGAAGAAGAAUCUCUUUGGAAUCAUUAGAAUAAACCCUUAAACAAGAUAACCAUUACAUUAAUAUUCCCUCUCCAAUAUGAAACACAAACAUAAACAAAAAUAAUAUAAAACACAUUUGUUUUUAUAUAGUUUUCAUAAACACAUAGAAAUGGGUACGAGGUAGUUGUCUUUUAAGUAAAAAAACAUUGUACAAGGUUUUGGUUUAUUUUACAUUUUGAUUUAAGAUGGAGAGAUUAGAGGGAAGGAGCAAGAAGGAUCAAGAAAAGAAAGAAAAGAGAACAAGAAAUUUUGUUGAUUUAAUAACAGGUAUUAACAAUAACACGCCGAAAAAAGCAUUUGUUCAUCAUGCAAAUGAUCAAAACAACAAUGAUGUAUCAAUAGAGUCACCAUCACCACAAUUUCAAUCACCAAGGCAUGUAUUUGAGGUACCGAUAUCGGAUUGCGAAAGCACGGAGAGCAGUAACUACAACAGUUGUGCUACGACGCCUCAACGGGCGCCGCAACACGGUGCUACGACGCCUCAACGGGCGCCGCAGCACGGAGGAAAAACAUCAUCACCAAGAGAAGAAGGAGGAGGAUACCACUACCAAUGGAGGAAUAUGAUUGAGGGAUUGAGGUUUAAGUCUGUGAGGAGAUUCUCUACCAUUCCUUUGCUUGCUACUAGCUAUGAAAGUUCUAGGAGAAAUUUGAGGAACAAGUUGGCUCGUAUAAGAACUAAUGAGGAUGAUGAGAAUGAUUUUAAUGGCGCUAUGGAUCUUGAUGGUAUUACUAAACCUUCUUGGAGAAAUUUUAGUUAUGAAGAUCUUGUUGCUGCAACUGACAAUUUCAAUCCUGACAACAUGAUUGGAAAAGGUGGUCAUGCAGAAGUGUAUAAAGGACGGUUACCUGAUGGAACAGUUGUAGCAGUAAAGAGGCUAGUGAAGGAUGAAAAAGAAGUUGGAGACAAAGCUGGUGAUUUCUUGUCGGAGCUUGGGAUCAUUGCUCACAUUAACCAUCCAAAUUCAACACGCCUCAUUGGUUUUGGAAUUGAUCGUGGACUCUACUUUGUUCUACAAUUUGCAUCUCAUGGAAGCCUUUCCUCUUUGCUCUUUGGUUCUGAAUGUUUGGAAUGGAAGACAAGGUACAAGGUAGCACUUGGAGUAGCCAAAGGGUUGCAAUAUCUCCAUGAAGAGUGUCCAAGAAGAAUCAUUCACAGAGACAUCAAAGCCUCAAACAUAUUACUCAACCAAGAUGAUGAAGCUGAGAUUUCAGAUUUUGGAUUGGCAAAGUGGCUACCAGAUAAAUGGGCACAUCAUGUUGUUUUUCCAAUAGAAGGCACAUUUGGGUAUUUGGCUCCAGAGUAUUUCAUGCAUGGACUUGUGGAUGAGAAGACUGAUGUAUUUGCAUUUGGAGUAUUGUUACUUGAGCUCAUGACAGGUCGUCGUGCAGUCGAUUCAAAUAGCAGGCAAAGUCUUGUGAUUUGGGCUAAACCACUAUUGGAUGCAAAAAAAGUGAAAGAAAUAGCAGAUCCAAGAUUAGAAGAACAAUAUGAUCCAACUGAAAUGAUGCUUGCCAUGGCAACAGCUUCCAUGUGUAUCCACCACAUGUCCUCUAAAAGGCCAUACAUGAGCCAGGUUGUGCUACUAUUGAAAGGAGAAGAGGUGGCUAUGGACCUGACUCAAAAAUCAAUAGCACCAAGGUCACUUUUGUUAGAUGCAUGUGAUUUAGAAGACUAUACUUGUUCUAGUUAUUUGAAUGAUCUCAAUCGCCACAAGGAAUUAAUCAUGGAGUGAUGAUUAUUCAUAUGAUAUUAGAAUUGUGAUCUGUUUGUAAUGUAUGUGUUGAAAAUUUUAUGGAAUGAUAUAAUUUGUUGUAUAGUUGUGGAAAAAGUUGAGAAUCUCACAACAUAAACUUUUGUCUUUAUAUAAUAUUUAGGCUUGUAAAUUGACAUGAACUUGUAAUGAUCAUCAUUAGUCAAGCAGCAGUCAUAGUUUGUUUAUUAGAGUUA